Messenger RNA from Suillus discolor, 348 nucleotides. RefSeq lists its product as uncharacterized. The transcript has 3 exons. NCBI's taxonomy places the organism in Eukaryota, Fungi, Basidiomycota, Agaricomycetes, Boletales, Suillaceae. The annotation marks the transcript as partial. The record is from RefSeq and is a predicted model, not a curated record.
GAAAAAAGGUCUGCCAAGAAAUGUGUGAAUUUACUGAUGCUCGUGAUAGGAAGAGCGAAUGCAGGAAAAACUACCAUCCUCCAAAGAGUGUGCAAGACACGGGACAACCCAGAAAUAUACAACAGCGCAGGGAAAAAGAUUGAUCUGGCAGUUUUAGCAGCAUCCAGAGAGCGUGGAGAGCAUGACAUGGAGAAUGAAAUGAUGUUUAAAAGCAACCUGGGAUUUAUCUUCCACGACUCAUGUGGUUUCGAGGCAGGCGGCGAAUCAGAAUUCAACAAGAUCAAGGCAUUUAUCACCUGCUGUUCCAAGGAAACCAAAAUAAGAAACAAGCUCCAUGUCAUCUGGUAA